Messenger RNA from Acanthoscelides obtectus, 900 nucleotides. The record is from the annotation of a GenBank genome assembly. NCBI's taxonomy places the organism in Eukaryota, Metazoa, Arthropoda, Insecta, Coleoptera, Chrysomelidae.
AUGAGGUACUUAGCAUCCGGAAAUACAUUCACGGACCUCCAUUAUAGUUUCAGAAUUGGAAUAAAAACAAUUAGUAGGAUUGUGCGGGAAGUCUGCUCGAAUAUAUGGCUGUUAUUACAUAAAGAAUAUAUGGCAAUUCCAGACGUCAGUACAUGGCAGAAUAUAGCAUAUGCAUUCGAGAAAACGGCAAAUUUUCCGAACUGUAUAGGGGCCGUUGACAGCAAACACAUUAGACUUAUCAAACCAGAAGACAGUGGGUCGAUGUAUUUUAACUACAAGGGAUAUUGUUCAAUAGUCCUGAUGGUAAUAGCUGAUUCAAAUUAUAAUUUCAUUUACGUAGAUGUGGGAGCGUAUGGAAAAGACUGCGAUUCAAGUGUGUCUAAAGAAUCAUCGUUCUGGAAAAAACUGCAAGAAAAUGCACUAGACAUACCAACUCCUAGGCAGCUUUCAAAUACCGAUGUACAGGCUCCUUAUGUACUAGUAGGCGAUGAAGCUUUUGCAUUGCAUAUGAAUUUACUUCGUCCUUAUGGUGGUCGAGAACUAGACCAAACCAAGCAAAUUUUUAAUUACCCUUUAAGCAGAGCAAGACGUUUUAUCGAAUGUUCGUUUGGAAUAAUGACUAAUAAAUGGAGGAUUUUUCACCGCCCAUUGAAUGUAUCCAUUGAUCUUGCAACUGAUAUCGUUAAAGCAUGUUGCAUUCUCAAAAAUUUUAUUCGCAAAGAAGAAGGCCUAAAUAGAAAUAUAGCAGAUACGGCAAUGGAUAUAGAUUCUGAAUUAAACGAACUCACACGCUCAAAAUCGGUACGAGGCAGUUUGUCAGCGAAUGAUACUAGAACGAAGUUCGCUAGCUACUUUGUUUCCGAAGCUGGACAAAUUCCUUGGAAAAAUAAAUUUGCUUAA